This is a messenger RNA of Aedes albopictus (Asian tiger mosquito), 13675 nucleotides long. RefSeq lists its product as uncharacterized. Gene Ontology annotation, cellular component: sarcolemma. The coding region runs from base 7788 to 10532 and encodes 914 amino acids. Gene Ontology annotation, biological process: striated muscle cell differentiation; regulation of membrane potential; heart development. NCBI's taxonomy places the organism in Eukaryota, Metazoa, Arthropoda, Insecta, Diptera, Culicidae. The record is from RefSeq and is a predicted model, not a curated record. The transcript is spliced from 3 exons. Gene Ontology annotation, molecular function: nucleic acid binding; cAMP binding.
GAUCUACUGAAGGCGGUGUCGAUGCAGUGUUGCCAGCGCAACCCAGUGAACAAUCAACGAACCAACCAUACAAUCAACGCGUAUUUUGUAAAACGCGUUUUGUCUAGUCCCUAGAAUCAGUUUUGGUGUAGUUUUUUUAAGUUUCGUGUAAUGUUUUCCGUGUUUUUGAAAUAUUUCUAUCGAACAACGAACAGCGAAACCGAAGCAGUGCUGACGACGGAGAAUGACAACGAUUUUAACUCACAUUCACCAGUUUUUCGAGCUUUAUGUUUUGCCGCCUGAUUUCAAACCCGCUAUUUUUCGCCUUGCCUAGGAUAUCCAAAUAUUACUACUGUGCAGCAGCGGAUCCGAACGCGUGGCGCCUUGGUCGGAUCGACGAAACCGACCACGAGACGGCCGUCUAAUAUUAGCCCUGGCGGUGUUCCCCCUACCAGCAGCAGCAGCAACGGCAGCACUUCGACUACCAAGUGGAUCCACUGCAGAGCAUCAUUCCGUUGGACGUGGAUUGGGCCGGAUUGAGCGAUCAUGCUGAGAAGCGCUAGAGUAGCAGCCCAAGGGGGAACACCGGAAACCAGGAUUUCGUCGCCAGCCGAAUAGAGCGAUGGAUGGGAGUCUGAAAAAUAUAGGAAAGAAGUAGUUUUUCAAUGUUUCGUGAUCAAAUUUUUGGUUAGAUAUAAACCUAGAAGUUGUUAGAAUGGAAGGUUCGAUGUUGAAUAAAAAUCAAAUGUCAAAAUGUCAGCUUUGAUUCAGCGUUUAGUGUUACCAUUAAAAAUUGCGAAAGAUCUACUGAAAAGACGUUUUACUUUUAUACUAGAGCCUUUUAAGAACGGAGAACAGAGAACAGCCAUUCAAGUUUGAAACAAUGUUCUUCAAUGAUAUUUUAGAACUACGCACCUCAACGUGGUGGAGCUAAAACUUCAACAGUUAGUGGUGAAUAGAAGUAUUUUAAAAAGUUUCAUAUUCACCACUAACGUUUUUCACACCUAAUAAUUCAAUGAACUCGUAAUAACGAAUAACAUUUGAAAUCUGACUUGGAUGACUGUUCUCUAUCCAACUAGUAAUCCCAACAAGUUUCAAUCCAACCAGAAUGGGCCUUCUCUAUAUCAUUUGUUCGCAAUCAGAGAAUUGUUAAGUGAAUGUGAGUAAAAGUCGCUAGAUGACUUGUAAAUAGCUAAACCAGAAAACAUAAAAGAAAGUCAAAUAAUCAAGUAGGGCAACAAAUUGAAACCAAAAAAAGUAAACCAUUUAGAACUACUAUACCAGUUGUUGAAAUCGGAACAUAAUUCAUAGCGAGAAAUAUUUCAACUCUUGAUGUUCGUGGUUUGACAGUUGUGCAGACCAACUGACAACAAAAAUAGCAUUUUAGGUUAGAAUUUAUGACAGGCUUGGAGCGGAUAAGAAAAAAAAAUAAGAGAGAAAAGGGAUGAGUUUUAUUUUUCCGAAGAAUGGUAUCGAUAUUAAAAACCAGUGUUAAAUGUGAACCCCCAAUUUUAGUCGUUAGAAUAAAGAAAUAAAAAAACAAAAUCAACUCUAGUAGCGUACGUACUAACAGACAAACAAAACGUGCAGUGAACUAAAGAUUAGAGAGAAAGUUAGACUAUAAUGAGGAGUAAUAACAGAGAAAAAACAGAUUAACUCGUUGAACAACUUUAGAUAGGUGACAUUAAAGAAGAUCUUUGAAUCAACGGAUAAUUAAUACAAAAAAAAACUAAAAACAAACAAGAAUAAUACUUAGAACGUUGAUAAAAAGUAAGUUAACUUCCACCAGUUGAAUAACGAAGCAAACUUGAAAAAAAAAAUAAACUAAUCGGAAUAAUCAUUAUAAGAAAAAGUUUCACGUGACGUCAAAAAUGGUCUCGAAUGUGACAGAGCGAGUGAGAAAGAACGGAACUUUUGAGUGUUUGUUUUGAACGUGAGUAAGUUCAAGUGAGAUAAAUCUGAACUUUUGACUCGAAUUCGGAAAAAUAGAAAAUGUGACAAGAGGAUGGGGGUGGGGAGGGACCUAAAAAGGCUAUUCAAAGCGAUGAAACCAAUAAUGUGGGUAGCUGUAGGCUUAGAAGGACAGAAUUGAAACCAAGUGAAAAAGAGAUCGAAAUAAAAGAGAGAGUUAUUUUAAUGAAUUUCAGGAGAUUGGGUUUCGGCGUUUGAGUUGCUAUUUGUUUACUUUGCUAGAGAAACAUCCCCUGAUUUAGAUCUCUCUCUGGAGUAAUUUCAGGGAAAUAUCUGGAAAGGUUCCGAUAGAAUCUCCGGAGAGAUUACUGUAGAUAUAGAAUCUCUGGAGAGAUUUUAGUACAAUCUCGAGGCAGAUUCAAGUAGAAUCUCUGGAGAAUUUGCCGUAUAAUUCUCUGGAGAGAUGCCAGGAGAAUCCUUGGACAGAUUUCAGCAGCCUGUCAAGAGAGAUUCCAGCUGAACCUCUGGAUAUUCAGCCAAAUCUCUGCCGAGGUUAUAGUAGAAUCUCAAAAAAGAUAUUCCAGCGCCAUAUCUGUAGAAAUACCAGUGGAAUCUUUAUAAAUCGACACUGAUUCUUCAUUAGGGCCUAACUGACAUUUCCGAUUUCUCUUCAUAGAUCCUCUCUUUGUGUUAUUACGGAAAGUGUAUUGAGUUUUCCAAAGAUUUUUUGGUUGAAAUGCGAAGACGACGACUACAUCUUGCUCUAGAAACAAAAAGAAUAAUGAUUUUGUUUGUUUUGAUCAAGUUAUUAGCGAAAGAGAGAGUCGACGAAGAGAAAUCGAUCAAGUCAGUUAGGCCCUUAAGAAAAAUCAUUACAGCAGCAUUUCUGGAUAUAUUCCAACGGAAGCACUGGAGAGAUCCUAGCAGAAUCUUUGGAGAAAUCCGAACAGAAUCUCUGGAGAUUUCAGAGGAAUCACUGGAGACAAUUUAGUAGAUUUUCUAGAGAGAUUCCAGCAGAAUCUCCAAAAAAUGAAAUCGCUGGAACAAUUCCAGCGGAACUCCUGGAAAGAAACCAGUGAAAUCUCUGGAGAGGUUCUUGCAAAACAUUUGAAGAGAUUAAAGCAAAAUCUCUGGAGAGACUCCAGCAAAAUCCCUGGAGAGAUUCCAGGGAAAUCUUUGAAGAGAUUCCAGUGGAAUGUCUGGAGAUUCCAGUUGAAUGUUUGGAGAGAUUUCAGCGAAAUAACUAAAGUUUCCAGCAAAAUCACAGGAGAGAUUAUUGUAAAACAUUUGGAAAGAUUGUAGCAAAAUCUUCGGAGGGAUUCCAGUAAUAUCUGUGGAGAGAUUUCAGUGGAAUAUCUGGAGAUUCCAGCGGAAUGUUUGAAGAGAUUCCAGCGGAAUGUCUGGAGAGAUUCUAGCGAAAUCACUUAAGUUUCCAACGAUAUCUCUGGAGAGACUCCAGAGAAUCCCUGGAUAGAAUCCAGUGGAACAUCUGGAGAGUGCUUCUGGAGAGAUUUGUGCGGAAUGUCUCGUACGAUUCCAGCGAAAUCUCUAGAGAUUCCAGUGCAGCCUAGCAACUUAUCCUUUAAUUGGUGCUCCCGUUCGCUUCGCCUUGACGACUCGCCCUGAGUAUCGCGUCUCUCUGUUUGCGAAGGGUCCAGUCCAGGUGAAUCGCCGUCUACCGAUUCGUCGGAGUCGUUGUUCGUUUCGUCGUCGCUAGAGUGCUCGAAGACCACCGGUUUCUCCGAUGGUUCUACAUCCGCUAAAGGCCCUUACACAGGUUCAUCUUUCCCUUCUUGUUCGCACGAUGGUGUGCCUGGCACCCCCUAGAACAAAUUUGGCACAUCCUAGAAUCUUUUCUUGACAGACACAUAAAAUUUAAAACUUAACACAAAAAUUGUAAUAUUUUUUAAUGGCACAUUUAAACAAAACUGAAGCACACUCAGAAUUACUUAAAUACUCGUUGUACGUUUUGGCGUUUAGGAUAUUCAGGCCAAACAUUUCUAUAGGUCCUAAGUGCAUAUGAGAGGCUCUCUUUAAGUCACCUCUCUUUCGAUUAUAACGUGCUUGUAUUUAUAAAAUUUGAUUUACUUCUUGCAUCGGAAGGUAGAUUAAUCAAUCCUUUGCCGAUCUUUACAUCACAAAUAGUCAAAAUUUUCACAGUGACAUCGUAAUAAUUUAAAGAGAGCCGGAACAAAGAAAGCUUCUAUUUUGCAGAUUGGGCCUUUAGAUAUGUUUGUCGCCUAUUGGUCAGAAUCAACAGACUCUCUAUGGAUUUCUCCAGAAAUACCUCUAUCUAUUUAUACAGUGAUUUCUCUAGGUUUUCUUAUGGAUUCCUACCGGUUUUUUCCUUCAAUGAAUUUCCCUUCGGAUUCUCCAGCUCCAGUCCUGAUGGGGUUGUACAGAGGGUUCAAAAUUUCAUUCAAUUCGGUUCACUGGUUUCCGAGAUAUAACAGCUCAAAAAUUAGUUGGCUUGAAAAUAGUGUUUUACCGGAAUGGUUUUAACUUUGCGAAAGAUUGAUCAAUUGAGCCGAAAUUUGUAUCAAUGAUGCACAUAUAUAGGUUGACAAACAGUCAAAAUUUGAGAUUUUUCGAUGCACUCUAUGAAAAAUUAUAGCAUGUUGAACUUUAUUGUGAGAGAAAAAAAAAGUUGCCUAUCCCAAACAUUUUGGCCACCCCCUGUAUAUACUAGAAAAUUCUGCAGAGAUUGGUCCAGCAUUUUCUCCUAGGAUUUCUUAGGAAAUUCUCGGAAUUCUUCUAAAAAAUUCUAUUGGGAUUCCUUCAGGAAUUUCUAGCGGGAUUAUUCAAGACAAUCUUCCUGGGAUCCUUUCAGAAGUUUCUCCGGUGAUUCUUUCAGGAAUUCCUCCAGAGAUUUAAUUCAGAUAUUCUUCCAGAAAUUUCUCAUGGAAUGGAGCACGUUCGGUGUAGUACUAGAUUUGUAGUAAUGAGCUGAAUUUUAGUAUGGUGAGAAGGUCAAUUCUCCGUUUCUGCAAUGAAAUGGUGCAAAAAGCGUGGGUAUUAUGAUUCCUUGUCUAAUUUGAUGCUGUUUGAGCAAAACUUCGGGCAACAGUGUUGUUGUUUUCUCCAUUUCUUGCAACAUAAACAACAUAGUUAUCCGAAGUUUUGGCUCAAACAGCAUCAAAUUAGGCUAGGAAUCAUAAUAACCACGCUUUUUGCACCAUUGUAUUACAGAAACGGAGAAUUGACCUUCUCACCAUACUAAAAUUCAGCUCAUUACUACAAAUCUAGUACUUCACCGAUCUGUCCUUUUCUUCCAGGAGCCUAUAGUGACCUUCCUCCGGGAAUUGUGGCUAGGAUUCCUCAAGCAACCCCUGCUGCGAUUCCUGCAGCAAUUUCUCUUAGAACUCCUCCAAAAAUUCUCAAUAAGGUACCUUCAGGUAUUCUACUAGGGAAGUUCCAGAAAUUUUUCCGGAAAAUCUCCCUUAGAUUUUUCUAAAAAUCCCUUCGGUGAUUCUUCCAGAGAUUUCUUCAAGAAUUUAUCCAGGACUUCCUCCAGAGUUUCUUCCAGAAACUUUACAGAAGAUUUCUCCAAGAACUUCUAUUGCCCUUCUGUUAUGUGGGUUUUACGAUCAGUGUAGGAAAUAGCAUCCCUAGUGGAAAGUAGAAGGAGGAAGGUGGGGGGAUUUUCGCCAGGUUAUAAAUGUGAGAAUAAAGCGUGUAUUCGGUUACGGGAUUAAAUUCGGAGUUUUAUUAAGAACUAUAGUACAACAAUUGGCGAUCGAGUAUGGGAUAUUGCGAUGUGUGUCGUGCGGAUUUAUUUCGAGUGAAAUUGUGAUUGCAGCUCUGUGAUAACGUGUAAUAAAAAGGCAAAUUCAGUUGAGUGAAAAACAAAAGAGAACAUUGGCGUGGUUGAAAAAAGCGACAGUGUCGGUUCAAGUAUGAGUGCACUUGGAGCUGUGGGUGUGUUGCCCUUUGAUCCCGAUGAUACCACAAAUGUGAGCACGAGAUGGAAGAAGUGGAAACGUUCGUUUGAAAUUUUCCUGGAUGUAAACAACGUUUCGCUUGCAUCACGGAAGAAGUCGUAUCUUCUACAUUAUGCCGGCGAAAGUGUGCGUGACAUUUAUGACAGCUUGGUUGAUGAAGAAGCUCAAGCAGCAGCUGGAUCGGAUGUGUAUAAAGAUGCAAUACAAGUUCUUGACAACCACUUCAUACCGAUGAAAUGUUUACCUCGGGAGCGACACGUAUUUCGUAAUUUGCAACAAAGCCCUGAUGAGAAGAUAUCCAAAUUUGUGUUACGUCUAAGAGAACAGGGGAGUUUGUGCGAGUACGGUGAUUGGUUAGAAGAGAAUAUAAAAGAACAGAUUUUUGAGCGAGGUUCGUCGGAUGAAUUGCGUGCGAAGAUAUUGACAAAACCGGACAUGACAUUGGCAGAAAUAGUUAAUGAAGGUCGGUCACUGGAAACGAUUGAAAAAGUGCGUCAACAAUUGCAAAAUUCAGUUGAAGUCAACAAGAUCACAACUUCGAAGAAUACUUGCUACCGUUGUGGACAUACAGGACACUACGCGAAUGAUGAUUGUUGUCCUGCGAAAGAUAAGAAGUGUGAUAAAUGUGGCCUUAUUGGCCAUUUCAAACGGUGUUGUAAAACGAAACAUCGUGAGAAGAAAAUGAGUAACCAACCAGUUCGUCAAAUUGACAAGGAGUCUGUGGCUGGCUCCGAAACGUUUUAUGAUUCUGAUGAUGCCGUCAGUGAAGUGGUGGGCGGAGACGAUAGUGUUAAAUAUGUGUUUGGCCACUGACACCGAAAAUACAAACAAAGCAAAGCAAAAAGCAAAGAUAACCGUACACAUCGUAGUUGCUACUCCGUGAUUGACCAGAACAAUCGAAGUUGCACAGAGAGCCAAUGAAUGUGAAAGCUUGGGACUAGCUAACCAUUCUCAAUGUGCACAAUUCGAGAGUUCAGCUAUUUAAAGUCAAUAACGGCGCUGGCCACGUCCUUACGGUCAUCAGGAAAGGGAAGGAAUGUUAGUUCGACAACCGUUGCUACUAGAAACCGUGGAAUCCACAGCAUCCCCACAGUUGUCACGGGAAGGAAUGGUGGUUAGUAGGGUAGGGUAAGGUGUGGAUCUAGGAGCCACCUCUGUUAGGUGAUAUGAUCCACUAGUUAUAUGGAAAUACACGUCGCGGUCUUCAUCACGAUUAUGAUUUAUUUGAUCACGAUGACCACUGAUCCCGGAUUUCGUGCUCGCGUUUCCAUCGCCCUACCGUGGAAACCGACUGAUCUACGAUUAUUGUAGCGCGAUUCUGAUCCCGGAUUUUUCACUCGCACCUCCAUCACUCUUACCUGAAAAUUGUCAGCCAUUCGAAAAUUCUCAAGCUAAUCUGAUUCCGCAUUCCACACUAUCGCUUGCAUGGCUCUACCGAGAAAACCGACUGACCAACGAAUAUUGUAGCGCGAUUCUGAACCCGGAUUUUUCACUAGCACUUCCAUCGCCCUACCGAGAAAACCGACUGACCAACGAAUAUUGUAGCGCGAUUCUCAUUUGGCCACUGACACCGAAAAUACAAACGGCGAAAAAGUAGUGUGUAGUGUGGGGGGAGUUAAAAUCAAAUGGAUUGUUGACUCUGGAGCAGGAGUUAAUGUUAUUAACAGUGACACAUGGGAAUUCCUGAAGAAGAAUCAAGUUCAAGUGCUGUCCCAAGCCAAGGGGACGAAGAGAGUGUUGAAGGCGUAUGGGAACAAUGACCUCGAUGUGUUGGGGGAGUUUACAGCCAAAAUCGCCACUAAGGAUCGGGAAAUUGUGGCAGAAGUGAUUGUAGUGAAAAGCAGAGGUGCAAGUUUGCUAAGCUGUGACACGGCGACUCAGCUACAGAUUCUAAAAAUCAACACUAACGUCUGGGGAGUAAGCUGCAGUGCUGACAACAUUGGGAAGAUCAACGGAAUGGAAGUGUCUCUUCAAAUCAACGAGGAAGUGAAACCAGUUCAGCAUACAAAGUGCCACAUUCCGAUUCCACUCCAGGAGAAGGUGCAGAAGGAAAUCGACAACAUGUUGGACCAGGACAUAAUCGAACCGGCUCCGAGAGAUUCUCCUUGGAUUUCUCGACUAGUUGUUUCACCAAAAGCUGGCGACCCUUCUGCUGUGCGUCUUUGUGUUGACAUGCGAGCAGCCAACCGAGCAAUUGUCCCACAACAUUAUCCAUUACCGACGUUUGAGGACAUUCUACCACAUCUUCAGAACUGCAAAUGGUUUUCCAAAAUAGAUCUCGUGAAAGCCUUUCACCAAGUGGUACUAGCGGAGAAUACACGGUUCAUCACUACGUUUGCAACUCAUCAAGGAUAUUAUCGCUAUAAACGAUUAGCGUUCGGAAUGAACUGUGCCUCAGAGGUAUUUCAGAGUAUUAUCGAACGUGUUCUGAAAGGAAUCUCUGGAGUAAAGGUGUUUAUCGACGACAUUCUUGUGUUCGCACCAAAUAAACGGAUCCACGAUGAAGUUCUCAGAUUAGUGUUGCGUCGCUUACAGGAAUAUGGUAUCACGAUCAACCCUCGUAAAUGCGUAUACGGGAAGUCAGAAGUUACAUUCAUGGGCCACAUUCUGUCGGAGAACGGAAUAAAACCAACCAUGGAUAAGGUGGAAGCCAUCAAACUGCUGUGUGAACCAAGGAAUGUUCAGGAGAUGCGGAAUUUUCUCGGCAUGAUCACAUACCUGAGCCGCUUCAUUCCUAACUUGUCAACGUUAGUGGUGUUGACUACACCACUUCGGGGGUUGUUGCGGAAGGACACUAAAUUUCGAUGGGAACUGACGCAUCAGGCAGCAUUUCUGGAAAUCAAAAGUAUUUUGGCGGAUCCGAAGUCUUUAGGAUACUACUCUCCAAAAGACAAAACGAUUUUGAUCGCGGAUGCGAGUCCGACAGGGCUCGGUGCCGUGUUACUGCAGGAGAAAGAUGGCAUCAAGAGAGUAAUCUGUUACAUUAGCAAGAGUUUGUCGGAAACGGAUAAGUCUUAUGCGCAAAACGAAAAGGAGGCCUUGGCUCUGGUAUGGGCAACGGAGCGUCUACAAGUUUACCUUCGUGGUCUGGAGUUUUUAUUAUUGACGGACCACGAGCCCCUCAAGGUAAUAUUCGGGCCUGAGCAUCAUUCUUGCCCGAGGAUUGAAAGGUGGGCCAUGCGUUUGCAGUCGUUCCGCUUCAAAAUAGUUCAUAUUCCUGGUAAAAUCAACAUUGCUGACCCGUUGUCCCGGUUGCCACAGUUUCAGCAUUGUUCUACCUAUGAUCAAAUUGGAGAGCAAUCGGUGCUGGUGAUUGCUGAACGUGCGAAGCCUGUUGCGUUGAGAUUGGAGGAAAUCGUCAAGGAAUCGUUAGCUGAUACAACAUUGUGUGCCGUCAAAGAAGCCCUUCGUACCGGCCGAUGGAGUGAAUCUGUGAAGAAAUAUGCUGCGUUCAAAGAUGAGCUGUAUUGCUGCAAUGAAGUGCUACUGCGAGGAGAGCGUCUUGUGAUUCCGGUCCGUCUGCAGAAGCGUGUUUUGAUGUUGGCACAUAUAGGGCAUCCUGGCAUUGAACGGUCUAAGCAGCGUCUUCGUUCUAAAGUGUGGUGGCCAUCAAUGGACGGCGACGUAGAAAAGGCUGUACGUAGUUGUCUAGAAUGUCAAAUUGUCGGGAAAGCAGCGCCUCCGGAACCUAUGGCGAUCAGAGAGUUACCUCAAAAACCAUGGGAGCAUUUGAAUAUGGAUAUGCUUGGUCCCCUUCCAUCAGGAGAUUCGCUUUUGGUAAUAGUCGACGCAUAUAGUCGAUUUCGAAUUGUGGAGAUAUUGAGGCACACAACCUCCUCGGAUAUCAUUGACAAACUACACCCUCUUUUUAUGCGGCUUGGAAUCCCGACUAUUUUGACGACCGAUAACGCACGAAACUUUACGAGCAAGGAAAUGGAAGACUUCUGCGACAAAUUCGGCGUGCGAAUGCGACAAACGACUCCUUAUUGGCCGCAGGCCAACGGCGAGGUCGAGCGCCAAAAUCGUUCGAUUUUGAAGAUUUUGCAGAUUGCUGAGCUGAACAAAUCCGACUGGAGAAAAGAUUUGGAGGAGUUCAAUUAUGUCUAUGCUUUGACACCACAUCCUGCUACGGGAUAUUCUCCGGCAGAAAUACUUUUCGGUCGGAAGUUCAGAGACUGGAUUCCCCACAUGUCUCAAAUAGUGAGUGCGACUGAUGAAGCUGUUCGAGAUAGAGAUGCAAUCUACAAACACGCUGCGAAAACUCAUGCUGAUGCUGCAAGAGGAGCAAAAACAUCGUAUCUGCAGACUGGAGAUCGGGUACUGAUGAAAAAUCUUCAUCCUGCGAACAAGUUGUCGGCACCAUUCCUACCAGAUCCAGCAAUAGUGCUACAAAAGCAAGGCAAUUCAGUGAUGGUUGAGACCCCCGCCGGUCGAACGUAUCGUCGUAACUCAAGCCAUCUGAAGAAAGUGCACGAAAAAGAAGACACCAAUUCGGAUAAUGAAGCUGAAUGGACCACUCCUUCUGAAGAACAUCGCCAAGGAUCUCCAAUAGAUGCGACCGAUCGUCGUAACCAGCUGUCGAGCCAGUCGAAAUCACCAGUGCCGUUGACGGAGAGUCCAGUGCUACGAUCAAAACGGACUAUCCGGAAACCGUUGCGUUUUGAAGACUACGUGUUGGAUGUUAACAGUAAUGGACAGUAAGAAGUGAACUCGUAAAAAGGGGAAUAUGUUAUGUGGGUUUUACGAUCAGUGUAGGAAAUAGAUGAGCAUCCCUAGUGGAAAGUAGAAGGAGGAAGGUGGGGGGAUUUUCGCCAGGUUAGAAAUGUGAGAAUAAAGCGUGUAUUCGGUUACGGGAUUAAAUUCGGAGUUUUAUUAAGAACUAUAGUACAACACCUUCCUCCAUGAAUUCCAGCUGAAAUUCUUCAAGCAAUCCCCAUUAGAACUCCUUCAGAAAUACUUCUAGGGAAUUCUCCUGGCAUACUUACUUGCUGCAAUACUUUCGGGAAAUCCUGCUGAGAUUUCCAGGCAUCCUUCAGGCAUUUUUAGGGGAACUACUUUUAGGAUACCCCUGGUAUUCCUGAUUCUAAGAAUUCCUCCAGAUAUUCCAGCAAGAAUUCCUCAAGCUAUUCCUGCGGUUAUUCCAGUUAUUCUUCCUCCAGAAAUUCUAACUGUGGAACUUUAGAAAUUAUGCUACGGAUUCUUCUAGAGCUUUCUCCUGGCUUUUUUGCCGGGAUCUUUCCAGGCAAACUUCCUGGAAUUCUUGCAGAAAUUUCUUUGAUUGUUCUACCACAGAUUUCUCCAAGCACUCAUCCAGGAGUUCCUUCAGAGAUUUUAUCCAAAGAUUCCUCCAGAAAUUCCUGCAUAAACUCCUUUUGGCCUUCCUUCAAGGAUGCCUCAAACAAGUUUUCCUGCGGUUCUUCCUGCAAUUCCUCCAUUCUUACUAGAAUACGUCCAGAAAUUCUUCUAGUGAUUCCUAUACGAAUUUAUCCUAGCAUUGUGGCUGAAAUUCUUCCGGAAAAUCUUCCUGAGAUUCCUUUAGAAAUUCCUUCUGCGAUUCAAUCAGGGCCAUCGUUAUAAAUUCUUUCAAAAUACUUUUACCGGUUCUUGCAGGGACUUCUCUAGGUAUUCCAAGGAUUUUUUCUUUGGAUUCUCCCAGGCAUUUCCUGUGUAGUUUCCUCCAGCAAUUACUCUUAGGAUUCAUGCUGAGAUUUCUACAAUGAUACAUCCCAGAAUUCUGCAAAUAAUACCUCUUGAGAUUUUUCCUGUGAUUUCUUCAGAAGCUCUCCGGUGAUUCCUCCAGAAAUUUUUAACCAAGGAUUCUCUCAUAAAUUUCUCAUGCUCUUCCUCCAGGAAUUUCAGCUGGAUUUCUCAAGAUAUUCCUGCUGUGGUUCUUCCAGCAAUUCCUCCUAGGACUCCUCCUGAAAUACUUACUGAAAUACCUCACGGAAUUCUUCUGGGGAUUCUUCUAAGAAUUUCUCCAGGGAUUCCUCCAAAAACUUGCUGGGAUUAUUCAAGGCAAUCUUCAUAGGAGCAUUGCCUUCAGUGUUUCUUCCUGGAAAUCUUAAAGGUAUUUUUUCCUGGGAUUUCUCCAAAUAUUUAUCAUUGGAUUCCUCCAGGAACCCCUCUUGACUUUCAUCCAGGAACUCCUCCUGGGAUUCCAUAAGCGAUUCCUGCUGCCUUUAAUGUGUCAGCAAUGCCUCCUAGGUCUCCUCCAGAAAUUCUUAUUGUGAUACCUGCAGGAAUCCUUCUAGGGAUUUCUUCUGGUAUUCUUGCUAGGAUUCUUCUAGGCAAUUUUCCUUGGAUACCUUCAGAUAUGCCUUUGAUUCUCCCAGGGAUUUUUCUUAGGACUCAUCCAGGAGAUCCUCUAGAGUUUUUAUUCAUGUAUUGCUCUAGAAAUUAAUCAUGAUAUUAUUCCUGGAACUCCUCUUGGUCUUCUUCAAGGAAUUCCAGCUGAAGAAAUUCCAAUAUAAAUCUCUACAGAAUUCCCUAAACGAAUUUCGGGAAUAGUUGGAAUUUCCAGAGAAACUCCAGGAGGUAUUACUAGAAAAACCUCUAGUGAAAUCGUUUAGGGAUGUACGGGAAAAACUUAUAAUUAAUUAGAAGGCACAGAUUAUUAUGUUUCCAGUUCAAAACCGAAUUAGCGACAUUUUUUCUUUUACUUGCGCUGCUUUUGCCUUGCGUUAAACACAAUGUCGGAAGUGGGGCGCUGUAUUGUACACCUGGUAUUCUAUACAGCGCCCCACUUCCGACAUAGUGUAUAACGCAAGGCAAAAGCAGCGGAAGUAAAAGAAAAAAUGUCGCUAAUUCGGUUUUGAACUGGAAACACAAUAUAGCUAAUUGAUAAAUUGAGAGAUGGGUGGGAUUCGACUCCGUGUUCGCUAGGCCAUUUCUUUGUAAGUUCCUUCAGCAUCACACACGAGACGCGACAUGAGACAAGACAUAACACUUAUCGUUCUUACAAUCAUCAAGAAAAGAUUUCGGGCGUAAUCUAGCCCAUCUAAAGGACAAUGUCCAACUGACUGCAUUGAUUUUCGUACGUUGUUCGUACACGUCCAAAAACGAAGAGUUCAUCUCGGGACCCAUGCUUUACUUCCCUUCCGAAGGAAAAACUCACAUUGUUUUGUGAGUUUGUCGGGAGUGGGAUUCGAUCCCAGGUCCACGGCGUGAUAGUCAAGUGAUCUAACCAUCACACCAGGUCCACUCCACAACUUCGAAAGUUCUAAGGUAAUUUUGAUGGAAAUUUUUCCAGUAAUUUCUUUUGGAAUUUGUCGGGAAGUUUUCCGUGAAUUUCAUAGGAUUUUCUUCGAGCAAACCCAGUUUAGAAUUUCUGAUUUUUCAAUUCAGCAAUUUUCGGAAGCAAUAGAUAGAACUAGUAUUAAAUCAUAAAGAAUUGCAAAAGUAAUCACGAUGAAAUUGCCUGAGAAAUUUGCAAAACAACUGGAAAAAAUUGCUAAAAUAAUUUCAGAAGAAUAGCUAUUGAAAUUAUAAAAAAAACUAAAGGAAUUAAAUAAAUUAAAUUCCAAUGAAACUACCACAGAAAUUAAAAAAAGGGCUAAACAUCUCGUUAAUACAGAUAAAAAAAUCUUUCAAAGUAGUUGCAAAGGAAUUCAUUACCGGUGGAAUUCCUAAAGUAAACAUCAAGGCUUUUUUUUUUAAUUGGCUAAAUGCAAUCUCAAAAUAAAUUGCCGAAAUAAAUAUAUUCUUUAAAAAUUUUUACAAACAUUCACAAAAAAAAUCGUAGAAAUUCUCAAAGAAUUUUCCGAAAUCAUCAAAGGAGUUUGUUCGGAGCUGGUUCUCCGGACUUGUGGGGACACUCGCGACGAAGUAGUGGUCUUCGGAUGUGG